UUGCAGAAGAGCCGAACCACUACGAAAUACAGCACGUGUCUAGACGCGUCAGGGCUUUCCGCGGUCAAAAUCCUGUUGCGUCAUCACUUGCCUGCCUCUGCAGCCGGUGCCGCCGCUGUCAGUUCGGAGAAACGUGCACUGCAGCCGUGCUGCCCGUUCCUUGCGUAGGGCGGAAGAGUGGCGCACCCGUUUUUAUAUAGAGGUGCGUAUGCAAUAGUUCAUGCACAUCUCUUACACCCCCAGGACGGCUUCAAAACGCAUCUUCACUGUAUCUGCCCAACGCGUGAAAACGAGUCACCAUGGUAACCGGGAACGGUGGCUGCGACCGGGACGCCGCCCCUGGGACGAUCAACUACGAAGCCGACCCCGUCGUGGUGGACGGCGUCGUCUUCCUGCCACUAAGCGAUGUCCGGCUUGCGCGUGAAGCCCUGAGCUACGAGCCCAGGCCAGGUGACGUCAUCCUGGCCACUUUUCCCAAGAGCGGCACUACGUGGUGCCAGUACCUGAUCUGGGGCAUCCACAACCUCGGGGCAGUCAAGGAUGGAUCUAUGCCGCCGGUGCAGGACGUGCUUACGCAGCACUUUCCCUACAUUGACCUGCUGGGCACGUCGUCCACGGUGGCCGACCGGCCUCCUCCGCGCUUCAUCAAGACCCACCUGCCCGCCGAACGGGUGCACCGGCCGAGCGGAAGCGGCGUCAAGUACGUGGUGUGCCUGCGCAACCCGUUUGACGUGGCCGUGUCCUUCUUCCACAUGCGCCUGGGCCGGCGCGGCCUGACGCGCCUGCCGCCCGACUACGGCUUCGACCACUUCCUCGACGAGUUCCUCAGCGGAGGACUCGUCGGCGGAGACCCCUUCGGCCACGCGCGCGCCUGGCACGACCGGAGCAAGGUCCAUGACAAUGUCCUUGUCGUCUACUACGAGGUCCUCAAGGAAGAGCCCGGAAAGGUCGUACUGGACCUCGCAAAGUUCCUGAGCCCUGAUGCUGCCGCGAGGCUAUCGGCCGAACCGGGACUCCUGGAGCGACUCCUAGAGCAGACGUCGCUCAAGCGGCUCCGGGACCUGACAGGUGCGGAGAAUUUCGCCGAGGGUGACUUCUCGCGCCAGCACCCGACAGCUGCGCUCUUUCGCAAGGGGAUCGUCGGCGACUGGCGGUCCCACUUCAGCCGGGACCAGGAACGCCGCUUCAGGGAAGCGUACGACCGGGCACUCGCGGGCACCGAGAUGCACGAUUUCUGGACUGAACACGUCAAGUCGAGUAGUAGUAGAGGUUGA
Messenger RNA from Dermacentor silvarum, 1274 nucleotides. Its product is annotated as sulfotransferase 1B1. Lineage: Eukaryota; Metazoa; Arthropoda; Arachnida; Ixodida; Ixodidae. Bases 300 to 1274 code for a protein of 324 amino acids. Gene Ontology annotation, molecular function: sulfotransferase activity. The record is from RefSeq and is a predicted model, not a curated record. Gene Ontology annotation, biological process: sulfation. The transcript has 4 exons. Gene Ontology annotation, cellular component: cytoplasm.